Messenger RNA from Symbiodinium necroappetens, 475 nucleotides. Lineage: Eukaryota; Dinophyceae; Suessiales; Symbiodiniaceae. The record is from the annotation of a GenBank genome assembly.
GAAGCUCUUGCAGGAGGGCAAGGCCAAGGCUAUUGGGGUCUGCAACUACUCGAUGCGACACUUGAAGGAGCUCUUUGAAAACUGUGAGGUUCGACCUAUGGUCAACCAGGUGGAGUUUCACCCGCUUCUGGUGCAGGCCGAGCUACUCGAGUUCUGUGAACAAGAGGGUCUGGCUUUCCAGGCCUUCGCUUCUCUCGGCUCUGGGGACUCCCGACGUGCUCGGGACUUCUUUGCCCUCUCGGGGGUGCAGGCUGCGGCGAGGGCUCACGGGGCCACACCUGCAGCGGUGCUGCUGCGCUGGGCCACGCAGAAGGGCUGCCACAUCAUCCCAAAGUCUUCGGACCCCGGUCGCAUGAAGCAAAACGCCACAAUCUUCGGCUUCCACCUCACAGAUGAAGAGUUGGAGGCCAUUGAUGCUUCGCACGUCAAUGCUCGCCUGACAUGGGGAGGCACGGAUCCGGACCGCAUCGGAUGA